Seminavis robusta is the source of this 2312-nucleotide messenger RNA. The record is from the annotation of a GenBank genome assembly. NCBI's taxonomy places the organism in Eukaryota, Bacillariophyta, Bacillariophyceae, Naviculales, Naviculaceae.
AUGGCUCGUAGCAUACACAGGAAGAACAAGCUCAAAAAAGCGCUGAUCGGCACCGUAAAACGGGCGCAGGAUGGAAGACGGGAGGAGGAUGGCAACAGUGCCUCCUCCUGGUGGAGAUAUGCAACCAGAAACCAAAGUAACAAUAUCAGUCCUUGCGACGUACGUGUUUGGACUCGUCGGUGUGGCAGAGUAAUGUUGGUGGCACUCGUGGGAAUUUGUCCUUUCUAUUGGGACAUGCUGUGGAAGUCGACACGAACGUUACAACAAAGCUUGAUGAUGACCACCACAUUACAACAAACCUUGAUGAUGACGGCAAAAGCAGCUGACAAGGUUGGAGGCAUCCAAAUUGAAUUGGAUUCCAACGCCACGCUGUUUAAAGACUUGAUAUCAAUCCAACAUUUCCCUCAAAGCGCUCAAAUUGUUGUGGAACUGCGGAAUGGAGCCAAGUGUCCACGGCCCUAUCUCAUGGCGAGGCUUUCGGGACCAGCCUUGAUCCUGCUCCAAAAUUGGACCUGGAGCGACAACCAAAAAACGGGUCCAGGGACAACCAUGGCAGCUACCUAUCAAACACCUAUUGGAGGAGAGUACUUCCUAGAAGUCGCAGCCUUAUUCUGUCACGAUGCAUUCUAUGACAUGGUGGAUCUAAACAAUAUUGCCAAGCUGCCUCGGAAUCAAGACUGGCUCAAAGAUGACAACAAAACGGCAGACGGCAUGGCCAAUGUACUUGCAAUCAACUUUACUGGAACCUGUAUGGAAAACCCAUUCCGGCGUCGAUUAACAGCACCCAAGGCAUCCAUUUGGGUCACUCCUGAAAUGGCAAAACGAACUCGACAACAGUUCCAAAGCCAACAGUGGGCAGGAUAUUGGCAUAACCACAAGUCCCUGCCAUCUUCCAUUAGCAGCAAUGACACCACUACGACACUGCAUCCACCAGUCUAUUUGCGACAUCAACCCUUUGAGUGUUACUGGUCACUCAUGACUGGCAAGGCACAGGCAGACCAUUGCUUCGUAGCUGACAACAGAAAUCAAUUCAAUCCCUAUGAAUUUCGCUGGACCAAGGUGCCCACCGACAGCAACAAUAGAAACAGCAAUCCACUGCUACCAGCCACUACAACAACCACAAAGGAUUUAUCACUAUCAUUAUUGAAACAAUCAGCCCCCCAAAUUGUGUGCUUUGUCGGAUUCAGUCACUCAAAAGAGUUGAUGGAAGCUGGAGAACGACUUGGAAUAAACCCCAACACAACCAAUAUAGAAUUGAAAUGGGUCCAAGCCAAAUUUCCGAACGACUUUAAAGCCAAAGAUGUCAUCCAAUCGCAAUGCACCCAUCUCAUUGUUGCCAUUGGACAGUGGCCUGCAAGUUGUUACUAUCAUGGCAAACCAACUCUAUUGGAUGAAUACUAUCCUCAAAUGCAAGGUGUCUUCCAACAGUUGGUUGACGCUGGUAUUAGCACAAGUAAAGUGUUUGCCCGCCCCAUACACUACAAUGGACCAAGUGGACAAAUCAGUGGAGCAUGUCCUCCCAGGGACUGGAGGAGCCCCAUGGUAUUGGAUGCCUACAAUGGCAUUGUUCAGAGAGUGUGUUUGGAGUACAAUGUGACCUAUCUGGUGGAUCACUUCGUACAUACACCUAUAUGGGACAGCAAUCCAGAUUGGACACAUCUCUUGCCGAGAACGUCGGAGGCCAAUGUGUUUUACCUGAUUGCUGCUGCAAUGGGAAUGGGGAAUCAUUAACUAUUGUGCAUAGAUUGGACUGGAGGACUGUAAAAUAAUUAUGAUGCACAGAAGCAUGGCUACCGAUAGCACUCCUUCGAUGAGUUCCGUUUGUAGUCCCCUUUAAUGAGACGUCUUCUUGUCAUCUUUAUUUCCGGAAGCAAUGGAGGACAGUUUCGCUUGGUGUUGUUUCCUCUGCUCCUUGAUGUGCAUCCGUAUAUUCUUGUUGUUACGCAUGAUUCAAUGGUUGAACAAGAGUAUAAUCCCAAUGAUCGUAUUUGCAAUUGACACAUCCCUGCGGUGGUCCGUCGGGACAGUUCUCGGCACUACAGACCGCCGUGAUCAAGUGCGUGAGGGCCUUUGUCGUAGGAUCAAAGACCAGACUGGGCCGUUCUCGUGUGGCUACUGUAAUGGUGGUGGUCGUCGUUGCAGAAUCAUUAUCCUCCACGGGAAUUUGGGUCGUAUACGGUUGCCCUUGCGACUUGUACCAGUGAAUGCCAUCGCUAGAAAAGACAUGUGCCGACACGGUCGAUUGGACACAGUCGUGUCCAUGUGGAGGAUUUUCUUGUGUAUCGUACAAAUGAUAAAUAACAUGAAAGGCG